Molecule: messenger RNA, 1277 nt
Organism: Pecten maximus
Lineage: Eukaryota; Metazoa; Mollusca; Bivalvia; Pectinida; Pectinidae
Exons: 6
Coding region: 115-1254 (379 amino acids)
Source: RefSeq, a predicted model, not a curated record
AACAGACAUCUAGUAUUUUGACAGACCUAAAGACAAGAGCUCUCUUCGCCCGUACACAAAACGGGACCGGACUACAAGGCAAACUUAUAUUUAUACAUGGGAUUUUAGUACGAUAUGGCGCGCGUUCUGGUCGCCCUUUUGUUUGUGGUGCUUGGAUCUAAGGCCCACGGGCCAGAUCACACCCACUCUCAUCAUCACCAUCAUCAUCAUCCCCCAAACAGCCACAGUACUUCCAACACCAGAGAUGAUGAAAACAAAGUGCGUACUCCUGCACCGCUCUCAUACGGGUCUUUCCCGACCGAACCCUCCUUUUCGUUCACACAAUCCCGUCUCCGAGGGGUAUGUACGUCGCUUGUGCGAAGAACUGUGAUUGGACAGCAAGUUGUAACCUACCCAUGCUUUCGGCCAAUACCAGGAGUUGUACCACAAUUUGCGCGCCAAAGUCCUAUGGGUCUGGUCUGCCAGGGACUGGUCCGCGCCCCCCGGGCUGAGUACAUACGCGUCCAUACUUGCUGUCCGGGCUGGAAACGAAGUUCCUCUGGCGCCUGCGUAAAAAUGUGCAUGCAUCACGUGCUCUCCUCUAUCUGGACGCGCAUUCGACAGUUAGCUACACGAGGUGAUGGCGGUGAGUUGAUUAUACAGAAGUCGUUACAACCAAAGAUAUCAAAGUCACGUCCAUCAGCGAUCACCAUGCCCCCGAUGCCAUCUUUAACACCAAAAAUGCCUCCCCAAAUACCAUCCAUGCUGCCCCCUCAGAUGACAGCCUCCCAAAUGGCAGAUCGAAUGUCUUUACUUCGGAAUCAGGCGAUGAUGCAACAGCCAGAACAGGUGCCAAAGCGUCUUGAAGAUCUGACUCCUUAUCCGUCGUCCAACGCGAUGGAAAAGAGAAUGCGUUUGAUGUCGACAUUCCGGAAGUCUCCUCUCGCCAAGUUCGGCAAUUCCAUGGCUCAGUGGGCACCCCGUGCUAUGUAUCUUCGGGAAAUGCAGAUGGGAUUGCAAGCUGCAAAAAGAGCAAUUCAGCAAAGAGCUAUGAUGAUGAGGAAUCUAAACAGACAAAUGGUUAUGAGAAGGCGAUUGACUUUCUCGCCACCGGACAUCUUCAGAAAGAUCAUAAUCCCCAAAGGCCUUAAAUUGCUACAUAUCAUCAGAACAUUGAAACCAAAAAUGGAGAAUACACAAAAACCAAAACUAUUGAUCACCAAGAAGGUUGCAUCAAGCACCGAAGCACCUAAAGAAUUUCCUCAAAUCCCCUAAACAGGAAGUUGGAUUGCCACAGA